This is a messenger RNA of Penicillium crustosum, 1044 nucleotides long. RefSeq lists its product as uncharacterized. The record is from RefSeq and is a predicted model, not a curated record. The transcript is spliced from 3 exons. Lineage: Eukaryota; Fungi; Ascomycota; Eurotiomycetes; Eurotiales; Aspergillaceae. The coding region runs from base 1 to 1044 and encodes 347 amino acids. Gene Ontology annotation, molecular function: carbon-oxygen lyase activity, acting on phosphates.
AUGGACCCUAUUCUUGCAGAAAGCAAGCUCGCCUAUCAUGGACUCCAAAUGACAUCAACUAAUACCAAUGGGACAGGUGUUGAUACAGGAAGGGCUCAAACUGAUGAAAUCAAAUCCCUGAUCAGGACCUUUCUUGGGGAUAUUGGCUUUGAUCGCAGCAUCCACGUCGUCAAAGACCAUGAGAUGAAAAUCGCUGUUUGGCAAUAUUUCCAAAAUUUGGGUCUGGGAGAGAAGAACGAGAAAUCGGUCCAACAAACCCUCAACCCUUCGGUAAACUUUGCAUAUCACGGGUACACGUCUCUUCCCUUCCAGGUGAGGGUGCUUGGUGCCAUUCAAUUCCUAUAUAUGUUUCUGGUGGAUGACGUGGCGGAGGAGUUCAUAGAAGAACUUCAAGCAUUUGGUCAAAACUUUGUUCUCAACCAACACCACAAGCAUCCCAUCCUGACUGGGUUGGAUUCUCACCUUCGCAAUCUAUCGAGCUAUUACGGCCCAUACUGCCACUCGGUGAUGAUUAAAGGCAUGCUUGAUUACAUCAAUGGACGUGUCGUCGAGUAUAAGAUCAAACAGUCCAAUUUCAAGUUCUCCAGCGAGUCCCGUCUCAUGCCUAUGUUCUUGAGAACUAAGGUCGGGGGUGCAGAGAUCAUGAUCCAUUUUCUUUAUCCCAACUGUGUCUUUCCCGAAGACGAAUAUGUUAUGCAGUAUUUCCCCGUCACUCUGGAACUUGUGCUCUUCAUUGACUUUACCAACGAUAUCUUGUCAUAUUACAAGGAGUUCUGUCUCAACGAUGAAACAGGCAAUUUCGUGGAGAAUUUUGCCGACGCGCAUCAUGUCCAGCAUUUGGAUGUCUUGCGGUACCUCACGAGCUAUACCCCUGCUGUGACAAAGUCAGCUUAUGAACAGCUUCGGAAUAGUCCAUCGCUGCUCGCUUUAGUUAAGAAUUUCACCCAGGGAAUGAUUAUGCUCUUCACGGCACAUCAUCGAUACCAUCUAGUGGAGUUGCUUGCGGAUGAGCAAUAUUUGCCACCUUAUAAUGAGGAUGCAUAG